Molecule: messenger RNA, 1884 nt
Organism: Chionomys nivalis (European snow vole)
Lineage: Eukaryota; Metazoa; Chordata; Mammalia; Rodentia; Cricetidae
Gene: Zpbp2
Product: zona pellucida binding protein 2
Exons: 7
Coding region: 610-1566 (318 amino acids)
Biological process (GO): acrosome assembly; binding of sperm to zona pellucida
Cellular component (GO): zona pellucida receptor complex; extracellular region; acrosomal vesicle
Source: RefSeq, a predicted model, not a curated record
CAGGCGCUCUCGGGCGCAGCCGCCCCCGUGGUAGCCACGGACCGGUAGGGGGAAAUGCCCUCGGCGGUUUGCUUCGCUCUGUAGAGGAGCGAUGGGGAGGCGUUGGGCCCGGCCUGAGGUAGGAGGAAGCCCAGCUGUCUCCGCUAGUGCCUGAGCCGUGAUGCGCGCGUGGGCCCUCUUCUCCGCGGUGCUCUGGUCUCUCGUAGGAGGUGGGGCUUGGCCCGCAGGCUCCUCCCCUACGUCCCACACCCCCCCUCUUCCGCGCCUCCCCUCGCCUGCUCCCUGCGGAACCCUGGGUCCUCUAAACACUAAUAAGUCAGAGGUUUUCUUUCCUCCGCAGUUGGAACGCAACGUUCUUCCUUAUUCAGUAAGAAAGGCUUUGUGUACGGCACGAUAGAACAGCCAGGUAAUAAGUGCCUCUUCUCACGCAAGGCCUGUCCCCAGAGCUGGGGAUGCCUUGCACCUGCUUAGGUUCUGCCCUGGAGGGGAAAGGGAGCGAGCCGGUGUGACGUCUGCUCUGAAUUCUGCAGCUCCGGGAGUUUGCAACAUUUCCUCCUCAAAGCAACGCUAGUCUUACGUCCCAGUCUUCAUCGAAGUUCUGGGGAUCUGAUGCCACCUCUCUUCCAAAUACUCCGGCUUUGUAAUGGGGGAAGCCACUUAGCAGGGUGGACAUCCUUCUGGAAGGCUCUUCUCUCCUUGGUGAAAAUAUACGUAAAGUUACAUCAUAAUAGCCCUGUCCUUAUUUGUAUGGAUAUUAAUCGUGCUAAUAAAGAAAUAGUGGACCCCGCCUACUUAUGGAUCGGGCCAAAUGAAAACACAUUACAAGGGAAUCGCCAAAUAAAUAUAACAAACACAGGAAAACUGGUGGUGAAAGAUUUUAUAGAGUCAUUAUCUGGACUUUACACGUGUACUCUUUCCUAUAAGACUAUCAAAGCAGAAACCCAAGAGGAAACUACAAUAAAGAAGAGAUAUGACUUUAUGAUCUUUGCCUAUCGUGAGCCUGAUUAUUCUUAUCACAUGGCUGUGCGCUUUACCACGAAAUCGUGUGUAGGAAGAUAUAAUGACCUGCUCUUUAGAGUGCUGAAGAAAAUCCUGGAUAAUUUAAUCUCUGAUUUGUUGUGCCAUGUCAUAGAACCAUCAUAUAAGUGCCAUUCUGUUAAAAUUCCGGAGGGCGACUUCGUGUAUGAGCUAUUCAUAGCCUUUCAAGUGAAUCCUUUUGCACCAGGCUGGAAAAGUGUGUGCAACAACUCUUCCGACUGUGAAGAUGCCACUAACCGUAACAUCCUCAAGGCAAGAGAUCGGAUAGAAGAGUUUUUCCGGAGCCAGGCAUACAUUUUGCACCAUCACGUUAAUAAAACUAUACCAGCGAUGCACUUUGUGGACCACAGUUUUCAAGUAGUGCGCAUAGAUAACUGUCGGCCAGGCUUUGGGAAGAACGAAGGUCUGCACACCAAUUGUGCUAGCUGUUGCGUGGUCUGUAGUCCUGGUACAUUCAGUCCUGAUGCCGAUGUCACCUGUCAGAUCUGUGUUUCUGUCCAUACCUACGGAGCUAAGUCUUGCCCAUAAACUUCAAACCCAGAGAUGAAAGCGUGGUUACUUGCCUCUGAAGGUGGAGAUAGAUUUGUUCCCAUCUGAGAGCAUCAUAGACGCCUCCAUACAGUAAGAUCAGUAAGAGCAAGACUCUGGGAACGUGCGUUUAGAACAACAGAAGAGAGCUGACAUGGCACCGCUAAGGGGUUUGAUUCAGUACCGCCUGUGUGCGAGGGGAAUUUAGUGUUAGUGGAUGCUUGAAAUGAAAUAUGUUCUGUUGUCUAUAAACUAAAACGUGCUUUGUACCUGGUAUUAAGGUCAAAAAGAGAAGUGAAGUAUAAUAAAACAUUUCUA